Messenger RNA from Eimeria maxima, 1074 nucleotides. Its product is annotated as iron-sulfur cluster assembly accessory domain containing protein, putative. NCBI's taxonomy places the organism in Eukaryota, Apicomplexa, Conoidasida, Eucoccidiorida, Eimeriidae. The coding region runs from base 1 to 1074 and encodes 357 amino acids. The transcript is spliced from 3 exons. The record is from RefSeq and is a predicted model, not a curated record.
AUGUCUUUGCUAAGGGCUGCUGCGGGGUGGAAGGCUGCAGCAGCAGCUGCUGCUCCUGCUGCUGCAGUAACAGCAGCAACGGCGGCAGCAGCAGCUGCUGCUGCAGCAUCUGCAGCAGCAGCAGCAGCAGAUGGGCUUAGUUAUACAUCACCUGUAUCCGCAGGUGUGCCCGUAAGCCUCGCGCACAUUGCAGUGAGCAGCAGCAGCAGCAGGACAUCUGUUGCUGCUGCUGCAUGCGCUGCUGCUCUCAAAGGACGCAGCAGCAGUCUAAGGUUCGAGCGGCUUCUGCUGCAGCACAGCAGCGCCUGCAGCAGCAGCAGCAGCUACUCGGGUGUAUAUAGACGUCACUUUGCUGCUGGUGUUGGACGACCUCGACCUAUUGAGGUUUCUUUUGGUGACGACCAGGCAGCAGCAGCAGCAGCAGCAGCGGCAACAACAGCAGCAGCAGCAGCAGCAGGAGUUGGAGAAGCAGCAGCAGCAGGAGACACGGAGUUGCUGCCGCUGCGCUGCAGCGAGCAGCCAAAUCGUCAUCUAUUUGCUGCUCCCUCUGUUAUAGCGCGACUGCAGCACGUAGCGCAGCGGCGUAAAGCUGCUGCUGCUGCUGCUGCUGCUGCUGCUGGUAAUGAUGAAGCAGCAGCAGCAGCAGCAGCAGCAGCAGCAGCAGCAGCAGAUAGUCUAGGGUUAAGGAUAGAAGUAUCAGGAGGAGGAUGCAGCGGAUAUAAAUAUUCUUUUGCUGUUGUUACCUUAGAGGAAGCAAAACGUGACGGAGACCUGAUUUUCCGUUGGUACCCGGAUGGUGACGCCAAGGGCAACAGCAGCAGCAACAACAGCAACAGCAGCAGCAGCAGCAGCAGCAGUAACAGUAACAGCAGCAGCAGCAGCAAAAGCAGAAACCCCACCUCCCCCAGCAACAGCAGCACCACGAACUCCCCUACCGCUAGCGGCACCGCCAUGAACAGCAGCAGCAUCCCUUUCAGCAGCAGCAGCAGCAGCAGCAGCAGCAGCACACCUAUCAGCAGCAACAGCACAGCAGCAGCAGCAAAAGGAACAGAUGCGCCUUAUGUUCAUAAAUGA